AUGGAAUCGUCGGGAAUUGUAAUCUAUCUCAUCAUAGCCAUUGCCUCGGCAGUGGUGUAUUUGCUCAGGAGAAAUUUAAAUUAUUGGAAGCGAUUGGGUAUACCGCACGAGGAACCCACCAUACUUAUGGGCAAUAUGACCGGUUUACGGACUCAUCGGUGUAUGGGUGAAAUUUUGGCCACGUAUUAUAGGAAAUUCAAGGGCUGUGGUCCCUUUGCGGGUAUAUAUAAUGGCCAGAGGCCAGGUGUGGUGUUGCUGGACAAGCAGCUCAUUAAAAAUGUUCUCAUCAAGGAUUUUACCCAAUUUACCGAUCGUGGUCUGUACUAUAAUGAAAAAGCCGAUCCGCUGACGGGACAUUUAUUUUUUGUGGAUGGUGAUAAAUGGCGCAGUUUGCGUAAUAAACUCUCACCCACAUUCACGUCGGGUAAAAUGAAAUAUAUGUACCCCACGGUGCUGAAGGUGGCGGAUCGAUUUAUGACUGUUUUGGCUGAGAAGGUGGAAAAAGAUGCCAUUUUAAAUGUUCGAGAUAUUUUGGCGCGUUACACUGUGGACGUAAUCGGAAGUGUGGCCUUUGGCAUUGAAUGCAACAGCCUGCGGAAUUCGCAGGAUAGUUUCCUGCUACUUGGCCGCAAGUCCAUUGAAACUCAACGGCACAAUGCCUUGAUCAUGAUUUUGAUUGACAGCUUUCCGCGAUUGGCGAAAAUCCUUGGCAUGCGGAUACUGCCUCAGGAUGUUCAUGAGUUCUUUAUGAACACCAUUAAAGAGACGGUGGCCUAUCGGGAACAGCACAAUAUUCAGCGCAGUGAUUUUUUGCAUAUUUUAAUUGAGCUGAAAAAUUCGGUGGAUGGUAAGACGGGGCUGGAGGGUAUGGAGUUGGAGGAGUUGGCUGCUCAGGUGUUUGUUUUCUUUUUGGCUGGCUUCGAAACCUCAUCAUCGACCAUGGCCUAUGCUCUCUAUGAAUUGGCCCUGAAUCAGCAGUUACAGGAACGACUAAGGGAAGAAAUCAAUGAGGUGUAUGAAAGCACCCCGGAACUGACAUAUGAUGUUAUUAUGAACAUGACCUAUUUGGAUCAGGUGAUAUCGGAAACCCUACGCAAAUAUCCGAUUUUACCAUUCCUGAAUCGGCAGGCCCUAAAGGACUACGUUGUACCGGGUAAUCCGAAAUUUGUUAUACCAAAGGGUACACCGAUUUUCAUUCCCAUCAUGGGCAUACAACAUGAUCCGGAAUAUUAUCCCAACCCGGAGGAAUUUGAUCCGGAACGUUUUACAGCCGAUAUGGUUAAGCAACGGGAUCCCAUUGAAUGGAUGCCAUUUGGUGAUGGUCCCCGCAAUUGUAUUGGUGCUCGGUUUGCCAAAAUGCAAACACGCCUCGGAUUGGCCAGUGCCUUGAGGCGUUUCCGUUUCAGUGUUUGCCCAAAGACGCCGCUGACAUUGGCAUUCCAGGCCAAGCCUUUGGUAUUGACACCCAUCCACGAAAUUUAUCUGAAAGUGGAAGAAAUUUAG
Messenger RNA from Musca vetustissima, 1503 nucleotides. RefSeq names its product cytochrome P450 6A1-like. NCBI's taxonomy places the organism in Eukaryota, Metazoa, Arthropoda, Insecta, Diptera, Muscidae. The transcript is spliced from 2 exons. Gene Ontology annotation, molecular function: heme binding; monooxygenase activity; oxidoreductase activity, acting on paired donors, with incorporation or reduction of molecular oxygen. The record is from RefSeq and is a predicted model, not a curated record. The coding region runs from base 1 to 1503 and encodes 500 amino acids.